AUGCAGGUGAUUCCUCUUCUUAAGAAAGUGAUCAAGCAAAUUGAUGCUAGAUGUCACUCGUUUCUUUGGGCCGGUAGUGGGGAUAUUUCAAGGAAAGCUUUCAUUUCCUGGAAAAAGGUUUGCACAAGCAAGAAUCAAGGUGGUUUAAACUUAGUUGAUAUGAAGGAUUGGAAGGUUGUUCAAUUGCUGAAGCUCCUUUGGAAUAUUAGUAGGAAAAGUGACGACUUAUGGAUAAGGUGGAUCCACUGCUACUAUAUGAAAGAAAAUGAAAUUUUGGAAAUUUCAGCCAAGACUAAUUGGUCUUGGAUAUUCAAGGUUAUUUUGAAACAAAGGCAAAGGAUCUUUGACACUCAAACUUGGAGUUACCUUCUGUAUCAGGAAAAAACUUCUGUUAGACAGUUCUAUCAACUCAUAAAAGGUGAAGGAGACAAAGUGGAUUAG
Messenger RNA from Lathyrus sativus (Indian pea), 441 nucleotides. The record is from the annotation of a GenBank genome assembly. NCBI's taxonomy places the organism in Eukaryota, Viridiplantae, Streptophyta, Magnoliopsida, Fabales, Fabaceae.